Messenger RNA from Gigantopelta aegis, 591 nucleotides. Its product is annotated as RIB43A-like with coiled-coils protein 2. The record is from RefSeq and is a predicted model, not a curated record. Bases 1 to 591 code for a protein of 196 amino acids. NCBI's taxonomy places the organism in Eukaryota, Metazoa, Mollusca, Gastropoda, Neomphalida, Peltospiridae. The transcript is spliced from 6 exons.
AUGUAUAAAUUAGAUGUAGCAGUGGAUGCACGAGAAGCUGCUGCCAUUGAAAGACGCCAAAACAUGGAAAAACAGAGGCAGAGCAGGAUAUUUAAUGCUAGACAGAGGACCAUUGGUAUGGAUAUAGAAGCUUUAGAUGAUCAGAUAAAAGGACGAAACAAAGAGAAGAAAUUGAGAAGCAACAUUUCUGAUGAGGACCCUUGUCUGAGUAUAUCAGGAAUGCAGGUAUUCUCUGGUGAGGAUCUCCAAUAUGAUAGUAGGAAAGAUCUACAGAAAGAACAGAUAACCGAAAAGAAACGUCUUUCAAUGGAACAAAAGAAAGGAGAUCAGUUGUAUAAUAUGAAAGCAGUAGAAAUGGACCAGAGAGCUUUCAAAGAGAAAGCUGCACUGCAGCAACAAGUCUUGCUCAAGAACAAGACGAUAACUUUAUUGAAAUGGAGUAAUCACAUUCAUGGUGAUAUGUUGACAGAGAAUCCAGCUGUAGCUCAGAGUGCUUUUGGACCUCAUCGAGUUAUACCUGAUCGUUGGAAAGGAAUGAGUCCAAGUCAAGUCAGUGAUAUACUGCAUACACAAGCCUUACAGAGACUAUGA